Molecule: messenger RNA, 814 nt
Organism: Cryptomeria japonica (Japanese cedar)
Lineage: Eukaryota; Viridiplantae; Streptophyta; Pinopsida; Cupressales; Cupressaceae
Product: large ribosomal subunit protein uL29z
Exons: 4
Coding region: 156-527 (123 amino acids)
Biological process (GO): maturation of LSU-rRNA from tricistronic rRNA transcript (SSU-rRNA, 5.8S rRNA, LSU-rRNA); translation
Cellular component (GO): cytosolic large ribosomal subunit; ribosome
Molecular function (GO): structural constituent of ribosome; mRNA binding
Source: RefSeq, a predicted model, not a curated record
AUUGUCUACUCAGGCAUGGCAUACACAAUUGAUCGUAUUUAUUAAGAGACAACCCUAAAUCUUACAUUUUUGCCUGCAGUUUUUUCUCAAAGGGGUUCAUUGGUAAGGUGAUAUUUUACGCAGGGUUUCGGAUUUCGACGGAACUCUGAUAACAAAUGGCGAGGAUCAAGGUUCAUGAGUUGCGCACAAAGAGCAAGUCAGAUCUGCAGAAUCAGCUGAAGGAGCUCAAAGCUGAGUUGGCACUGCUCAGGGUAGCUAAGGUUACAGGAGGAGCUCCCAACAAGCUCUCAAAGAUCAAAGUGGUAAGGAAAUCGAUAGCACAGGUUUUGACUGUUAUUUCCCAGACCCAGAAAAGUGCGUUGAGAGAGGCAUUCAAGAAGAAGAAGUACAUGCCACUUGACCUGCGCCCAAAGAAGACUCGUGCGAUUAGGCGACGUCUCACCAAACAUCAGGCUUCAUUGAAGACAGAGAGAGAGAAGAAAAAGGAUAUGUAUUUCCCUAUGAGAAAUUAUGCAAUUAAAGUCUAGAGAUUAGGACUAUUUAAGGUCUUUAACUGUAGAAUUGCCAAUUGCACACCCAAUGGGUAUUUUUGAUAAAGUGAGUUUUCAUUGUUAAACAGUGAUUUCUAUAAAUUGGUAAUAUGAUUUAUGAUCAAGUAAUACAAUGUUCAUCAUUGAUGGAAAAAUAUGGAUGUGGUUCAUUGUUGAGAACCGUCCCCAUUUUUUUGUACCAAGUAAUACAGAUUUAAACUGUCGAGAGUUAAAUUAAAUUCUACACAUAAAUAGGAUUGGUAAAAGCAAAUGACUAACAGACA